Molecule: messenger RNA, 498 nt
Organism: Branchiostoma belcheri (Belcher's lancelet)
Lineage: Eukaryota; Metazoa; Chordata; Leptocardii; Amphioxiformes; Branchiostomatidae
Product: sodium-coupled neutral amino acid transporter 3-like
Exons: 6
Coding region: 16-498 (160 amino acids)
Biological process (GO): L-glutamine transport; amino acid transmembrane transport
Molecular function (GO): L-glutamine transmembrane transporter activity
Source: RefSeq, a predicted model, not a curated record
GCCACACACCGCAAGAUGGCAACAGUGCCGGUGGAAGAUGCGGCGACCUCCAUCAAUUCUGACUAUUUCUACGGCGCUUCGGCGUCCAUGGAGCGCGAACCCCUGCUAGGAGCCUUCCGUAGGGGAAGCAGUAUCCAGACCAGUAUCGGUGGUCUGCGACAGGGUGACAGUCAUGAGGUGCAGGGGAAGGCCUCGUUUGGCAUGUCGGUCUUCAACCUCAUGAACGCCAUCUUAGGCAGUGGGAUUCUGGGACUGGCGUACGCCAUGUCGGAGAGUGGGGUGGUUCUAUUCACAAUCCUGAUGAUGAUGGUUGCUGUAACUGCCAGCUAUUCCAUCCAUCUCCUGCUCAGGAUGUGUGAGAUAUCAGGAGUGAAUUCAUAUGAGGAUGUCGGCUAUGCUGCGUUAAGAAGACCAGGAAAGUUUUUGGCGGCAGGAGCAAUUCUACUUACAAAUAUAGGAGGAAAACACAUGGGCGCAGACAUCUUGGGGAGGGCAUGA